This is a messenger RNA of Polypterus senegalus (gray bichir), 4292 nucleotides long. RefSeq names its product interleukin 6 receptor (gene il6r). The transcript has 10 exons. Gene Ontology annotation, molecular function: cytokine receptor activity; protein binding. The record is from RefSeq and is a predicted model, not a curated record. Gene Ontology annotation, cellular component: external side of plasma membrane; membrane. Lineage: Eukaryota; Metazoa; Chordata; Cladistia; Polypteriformes; Polypteridae. Gene Ontology annotation, biological process: cytokine-mediated signaling pathway. Bases 214 to 1656 code for a protein of 480 amino acids.
UGGGAGGGGAAGUAACCAGAGUGAAGCGCCGAACGUCAUCGUGUAUUUUUCAUUAUCAUCCCGACUGAUAUAAAGUACCAAUAUUUUUGUUUUUAGUGUGUUUGUGGGCUUACACAUUCUGAUUUAAACGAACUGGGGAGUUUGGAUAAUCAAAUCACUUACCAAAGGAACUACUGGCUGUUUAGAAGAUUUUCAGAACAUUCAAAACCAAGCAUGAAGGCAGUUGUUAUCUGCUAUGUGUUCUCCACUUGGACUUCAGUCAUCGAAGGAUUUUUUGAAAAUACUUGUCCCCAGCCAGUGCAAUUUACAAAUACACAGUUGGUGGCACUAGGUACAAAUAUGACUCUGGAUUGUGCACCUGUAAGUGGUGACGCAAGAGGAAAUUUAUCCACAACAGAAUGGAAGCUUAAUGGGAGACCUAUGAAAUCUAAUGCACAGAGAACAGUCGAUGGAGACAGAGUAUAUAUUUUUGCCACGAGACUUAGUGAUUCUGGGAGUUAUGCCUGCUUCAGAGAUGGGGGCCUAGUACUCACGCAGAAUAUAUCCGUUGGAGUGAUUCCAAGCACGGCCAGCAUGACAUGUUAUCAAAAGGUGCCUAAUAACAAUAUCAGAUGUGAGUGGACUUCUCAGAACAAGAUUACUCCAUUGCCAAAAUGCUGGUUAAGUGUUAAGAAAGGGAUGAUUGGAAACAUUACCCGGUACAACUGCAGUUACUCCACCGCUAAGCAGAAAUGCUUUUGUAUCCUGCCCCACAUAGAGGGCGACCAUGAUUUUUACAUGGUCAGUCUCUGUGUUUCCAAUAGUGUGGGCUCCACGUCUGACCAGUUCUCCUUUCAUGCUGACAAGAUAGUCAAGCCAGAUCCACCAAUCAAUGUGUCUGUUCAGGGAGUGAAGACAAACACCCGGCAUCUUUUGAUUCAGUGGUCAAAACCUACAAGCUGGAAGACGGUAUUCUAUCAGCUGAUUUACGAAGUUCGCUAUAAAACCAAGAUCCAGUACUCGUUUAUACAGCAUUCACACAUCAAAGAGAGAUGGUUAGUAGUCCGUGAUGCUUUUCCCGGGUUUACUUAUAUUGUACAAGUGAGAGCACGAGAUGAGUUUAAUGGCAAUUGGAGUGAAUGGAGUCAGGAGGUCUAUGGAAUCACUUGGACAGAUCCAAAGAUCCUGGUUAAGACUCCCCUUCCAAGCACAGAAUACAAGACAUUACCAGAUAUCAGUAAUGCAAACCAUUUUGUCUCCUUUAAUCAGAUGGAUGGCUCUGGGAUGGAAGAACCUUCUGAUAAUGUACAGGCUUCAGUUGAUACCUACGCCACACCAUCCUCUUCAUUAAGCCUUUGGAUAGUUGCAGGUAGUCUUCUAGCAACUGUAAUUACCUUCUUCCUCUUUUUAGCCAGGUUCCACAAGAAAUUGCGGGAAAAGCUGCUAAAGGUGAUUGGUUCCUCGGCCUCAACACUGAAUCCCACAAUCAGAGUAAUUACAGUAGACAAAGCUGAGUAUAGAGAGAUCACAAUGGAAUCUCCUCCCACGUCCCCAGUGGACACAGAGCCUACUGAGGAUACUGCUCUCAAAGUAGAAGAGGCUCUGGACAGCUCCAUUACAGAGUCUCCUGGCCCCAUUCAUGUCAUGAAUAUGGGCUACUUUCUAGUACCCCGAUGAUUGGAGCAACAAUUUCAGCUAUAUGUUCAGUUUCAACAAUUGCAUAGACAUUACUACAGCCUCUUGAAAGUGCAGAGAAGAAAUCUCUGCUGUUUUGGACAAUAAGUACUGUAUGGACGCAUUACAGUUUUUGGUUUUGAGUUUACAGAAGGUUUUUGGUUUAUUCUUUCUGGAAAUGUGCAACAUGUCCAGGAUUAUACUUCAUGAUGUCCUAACAAAACCUUUUAUCAUCCUAGGUGUGUCCAGAAACUGUCAUGAAGAUUAUGUUUUGAAAAGCCAAUACAGUUUUCUCUGAUAGCAAAGCAUGGGUGUACUUGAUGCCUGAGCAGAAAUUUCAGUUGCACAUUAAUCUUGUAACUGAAAAACAGCUGCUGCCUAUUUGUUUCAACUAAAGACACCUGGAAAGGUUGUGAGUGUGGUCAUGCAGACAAUAAAACAAUGAAACUUUCCAUGAUAUACUAUCUGAAGAUAGAAAGAAGAAAAAGAGAAUUGAAACUGUAUUUCACCAUAAACAAAAAAGUCCAGAAAAACAAAACGAUGCACAAACGGACUGUUGGGUACUUGGUUUAAUCAGAGAUCAAAAACCAAAACAGCUCCACCAUAACAUGGAGAAAAUCUAUUGAGGAGGCUGGUAAAUGUUUGAAAAAUAGCAGCAUUCAGUGUCAAGUAUAAUGGAUCACCUGAAGCUACUCCGGAUAUGAACUUCCAGGAAUGUGAGCCCUGUUAAAUGUACUUAUAAAGAUUCCUAUGCUGUGACUAAAACAAUGUACAAAAGAGAUCAGGAAGAAAUUAGGUUUGGUAGUUUUCAUGCCUUAUACAUUAUUGGCUUCACCAACAGCAACUUAAAACAGCGGGACAUUUAUCUAAUGAGCUUACACAACUAGGAUGGAAUGGCACCAUUCCAUAAUGCUGCUGUCUCACAGGUGCCAGCUUUAAUAGUGUGUAAGUCAGUGUGGAGUUUUCACGGUCUCCUACUGUCGGUGUGGGUUUUCUUAGCUUCCUUACACAUUUUUAAUUGGUUAUUCUAAAUUGUUUGGGUGUGCGUGAGUAUGCUCUGCAUUGGAGAAUUUAUCCCAUUCACGGUUGGUUCCUGGAUUGCAGAUGAUUCUACAGGGAUAGACUUUGGUUUUCCAAAACCAUAAAAAAGAAAUAGGCGCCCUGCCCGGGGUUUGUUUCCUGCCUUGCACCCUGUGUUGGCUGGGAUUGGCUCCAGCAGACCCCCGUGACCCUGUAGUUAGGAUAUAGCAGGUUGGAUAAUGGAUGGAUGGAUGGAUAAAAGAGAAAUAAAAACUUUGGAUUGUACAAAGUUGCAUACCUGCAUCCAUAUUACAACAGAUGCAAGUAGUGUGUUAUAGGUGCAGCUCAACCAGGAAUUUAGAGCAUAUACGCAAAAUAUGACCAUACGUAUAUACAGCAUAUCUGUUACUAAGCAUACAUUAUAUUUGUACAGUAUUUGUAAAAACAUAUCAGGUACUGUAUAUGCUGCCGUUUAACUUGUUUACUAACUGAUUGAUUUUACUGAGAAAAGUCUCAGAACUAAAGUAUAUCAUUCAGAAGGGUACUUUUCUCUUUCCUGUUAUUCAGCCUCAUGACUGUAAAGUGAUUUUCUGUAAUGAUGGCAAUUUUGCUUGGACAUUAAGAAUCACUAACGGUACAUGUGUAUCUUAUUAUGUUUCUGCUUUUUUUUAAAGGUGUUUCUAGCCACUCAAUAGGUGGUCAUUUGCGAAGCCAAUUCUUUAUAACUGACCUUGCUUUUCUGGAUGCACUACACAGAAAAGAUCUGGUCUUUGUAUAUUGCCCUUUGCACAUGUGGCAUUUGUAAUGUUUCGGGAUUCUUAGCACUAUUUCUGGAAACUUUUUCCAACUAUAGUAUGUUGUUGAUCAUCUGGAUCACUGGUCAUGAGAGCUGCCUGCUGCACUAGAGAAAGUCAGUCAAGCACCUUGGCACUGUGAAGGCAAACCUGUAGGUGAUUGUUUCAUUCUUAAACUGCCUUGCCCAGAUUAUUGAAUUUAUUUUAUGUGUAAUUUUUCGGCUUUUUAAAGUUUGUUUUUUUUUAUCAGUAUUGCUGCUUAUUAAUCAAUAUGUUUUAAUUGCUGAGUUUUUGCCAGACUAGAGAGUUAAACAGAAGAAAUUAGUAUUGUUUGAAAUAUGAUUAUAUAUUUUAAGUUAGGUUUUCUAGCUGAGAUGAUCUGAAAGCAGGUUUUUCCAGUGACCAAAUGUGCUUUUUAACAUACUGGCAUAAAUACAGUAGUUUUAUAUUUCAUUGCCAACUGACCAUCUUAACACAUCCUCGCCAGGAGCACAAUGACUAAUUCUCAGAAAGAAAUCUUACAUGAGUUUAAUCAUGUUGAUUUCUAGGAUACAGAAACAUCAUCAGGAAUUUAUUAACUCAAGAAAUCAUGGGGUGUUUACAGGAUAAAAGGGAACACGAGCCUACAUGGGGACAUGUAGAGCUCAGGUCUUGUUUGCAGAAAAUUAGUCAUAGAUAUAAGGAAGAAAUAAACAUAUUUUUGUAUGCUUCUAAAUUAAAUUAAGAAAUACAUUGUAAUUAUAUGAUUGUAUAUUUUACCAUCUUGAGUUUGUAUAUGUUUUUUGUUCAGCAAAUAAUAAAGCCAUUAAAAACCUGAAUGUAAAA